CCAGCAGUCAGCUUGUCUCUACUGUUUUCCAUUGUCUGUGACCAGAGGUGGAGAGAGGCACAGCAUCUGAAAUAUGAACCUAUUCUGCUUCUCUCUGGAGGGCUCGACAGACAGCCUGUACGAGCCUGCUCUCAACAAACACCCAGUCAUCCAAGAACACAGUUGUAGAGUUCCCAGUCGACACAACAGCCGACACAGCAGCCCUGCUCUGAGGGACAGGGCUAAGUGGAGAGGCUCAGAUCCAUGUAUACCCACAGAGCUGUCCGAGGCUCACAAAUCCCAUUUGAAAAAGAAGAAGAGAAGAUCACACGUACCAACAACGUCAACAUCGGACAAUGAAACCAUAGAUAACACAGACACUAAUGUCUACUGGCAGUCACUCAGAGAGAAGCAAGAUUUUGUUCACAUCAAGAAUAAUGACAAAGAAGAGAUGGGUCAAGGUCCUUGUCAGAGAAGCAUGCUGGCGGUAGAGGACAGAGUGGAGCAGCUGAACUCUGAAAGAAGAGAAAAAGAGCCCGCAACUCAGGGGGUGAACUUCGAGGCCUGGAACCCAAACUAUGAGCCCCCUGACAGCCAUCAGCAGAACAUGACUGGGGAUGCGGAGGCUGACAUGGCUGAAUCUAAGGGAAAGCUGAAGAGGUUCCAGAGGCUAGUGAAAGUGAAGAAGGGAAGCCAGAUGGGACUAGAUGAUGGAAAGACUGACAGCAAUUGUCACUUGGCAGACUCUGUGUUCAGUAACGACAGUCCCGUCAUCACCUGCAUCGGGCUGGGGAAGAAGACAGAGAAGAAGUCCUCGAAGGCUGACCCACCAUCGCCACAGAAGCAGCAGACUAAGGAGACCAAUGGGAAAGCUGUGGAAGGACCUUGGAGCACUGGGGUUCACGACCACCACUGGGGCCUCACAGAAUUCCCUCCACCCUGGGAUGUCCCCUACCACACCUGUCACCGGCCCCCAGACGAGCCCCGGAACUAUGGCUUUGACUUCACCCUGCCCCGAGCAACAGCUUGGGACCACUUUGAGAGUCUGGUCCAGGAACUGGACAGCAAACAGACGCCGCCAGUGUUCUCACACCAACGGGUCAUCCGCUCGAUCACAGAUCUGGACAUCUCAGAAUCCACGUCUGCAGAGGGAGAGCAGGUUAAUAGUGACCAGACCAGAUCAGGAGGUAUAGGCAAGAAGAUGAAGGCCAUCUCACUGACGAUGAGGAAGAGGAUGGGCAGGCAGUACGCUAAAGCCCUGUCAGAGGAAAUGUGCGACGAGACGGAGAGAGAUGAAGAAGGAGAAGGGGAUGUUGUUUACGGCGUCCAUUCAUUUCCAAAAGGACACAGAAAGUCCAGUCACUCUCUGGAAAGCCUCUACAGUCUCAAUAGUGGACAAAGCUCCUCCAGUGGGGUUACCAGUGGAUCAGACGGCUCCAGUAACAGAGACAGUCUGAGGCUGGAUGAGGAGCUGCCCCUUUCCUACACAGGCCAGUUCUGUGGCAGAGCCCGGGUCCACACUGACUUUGUCCCCAGUCCCUACGAUACUGAAUCACUCAAACUUAAGGUAGGGGAUGUGAUUGAGAUCAUCAGCAAGCCUCCUAUGGGGAUAUGGACAGGCAUGCUGAACAACAAGGUGGGAAACUUUAAGUUCAUCUACGUAGACCUCAUAGUAGAGAAGGUUCCUGAACCGCCUCAGAAGAUGACACACAGGAGGAGCAGGAGACCCCGGCCCAAAACGCUACAGGAACUCCUAGAGCGCCUCAAUUUGGAGGAGUAUGCCUCCUCCCUGCUCCUUAAUGGGUACCAGACAGUAGAUGACCUGAGAGAGCUGAAGGAGCAGCAUCUGGUGGAACUCAAUGUGACUGAUUCUGAACACAGACAUCGUCUGAUGGCUGCCGUCGAGUGCCUCCAAGAACCCCAAAGUGAUGGUCAGAAGGAGGGAGAGUUAAACAAGGAAGCCAAGUCCCCAACUGAGAGUAUUAAAGCUGACCUGAACUGCCCCAGAGACUCUGGCUGCUACAUGCCUUCUGACUGCUCAGACAACAGCAAGGAGGAGACAGACAUCCACAUGCCAGCAGCACUGAACCAUCAUCCUCCCAUGGCUCAGACCUAACCGCCACCAGCAGAUACACACUCCUCAGGGCCUUUCAGAAAAAUGAUCGAUGUGGAUCCAUGCAACAAUUGUCUCAUGCGAAAGACCCUUUACAUAGGACAAGAGCACUCCUCUUUGCUUUCACACUGCAUUCAGUAUCAGUAGCCUAUGUGGCUGGCAUUGCAGUUAUGCAUAAACCCACUAUUUGCACAUAAUUUCAACCCCCAAAAAUCUGUGAUGACAGUGAAUCAACCUUUAACAUAAAUCCAAUGACAAUGUUGAUUUCACGUUAAAUUCACAUUAGUUGACAACUCAACCAAAUGUAAAUCAAAACUAGAUGUUGAACUGAUGUCUGUGCCCAGUGGCUAUCUACUGUACACCAAAGGCAGAACAGGCAUUUCCUGAGUUGGCUUGGGUGCUGGUUUGUAAUGGUUGAUGAUGAUGUAUCCCAAGCCUUUACAGUUAUUCCUCAAGUCUCGUGAGUCAUCCUGUCAUAGGACCUGUGAAAUCAUUGCAGUAGGCUAGGCUUUGUUUUUAGCACAAUGUGCAAUGUCAACAUUACUGUGUGUGGGUGUACAGUACAUUUUCAGAGGUGCAUGUGGAAGAGGGAGAUAUUAAAUGAGGGUUUAAAGCAUUUUUCUACUGUAUCUCAGAUUUAUGGUAUUAUUGAACAUUUUGUUAAAGUGAUUUGAGAGUUAGCAGCUUACUGACAGUUUUUUGAAAGCUCUCCUUUAUUCUAGCAAUUGUUUUACCAAUGUACCAAUGAAAUGACUAUGAAACGCAAUAUUUUUCCAAAAAUAAAGUAUAAAAAUUUUC
Oncorhynchus nerka (sockeye salmon) is the source of this 2890-nucleotide messenger RNA. RefSeq names its product SAM domain, SH3 domain and nuclear localisation signals 1b (gene samsn1b). Bases 74 to 2095 code for a protein of 673 amino acids. Gene Ontology annotation, molecular function: protein binding. The record is from RefSeq and is a predicted model, not a curated record. NCBI's taxonomy places the organism in Eukaryota, Metazoa, Chordata, Actinopteri, Salmoniformes, Salmonidae. The transcript is spliced from 15 exons.